This is a messenger RNA of Lachancea mirantina, 2334 nucleotides long. Lineage: Eukaryota; Fungi; Ascomycota; Saccharomycetes; Saccharomycetales; Saccharomycetaceae. The record is from the annotation of a GenBank genome assembly.
AUGUUGUCGGCUCGUAGCAUUGUUCAAAGACCUGUGGCUCGUGGGUUGGCUACAGUGUCUAAACUCACUAGAGACUCUAAGGUCCACCAAAAUUUGCUUGAAGACCACUCAUUCAUCAACUACAAGCAGAACUUGGAAAAUGUUGAUAUCGUUAGAAAGAGACUGGGAAGACCUUUGACUUAUGCUGAAAAGAUCUUGUACGGUCAUUUGGAUGACCCUCACAACCAGGAAAUUGAGAGAGGUGUUAGUUACUUGAAAUUGAGACCAGAUCGUGUGGCAUGUCAGGAUGCAACCGCGCAAAUGGCUAUUUUGCAAUUCAUGAGUGCUGGCCUACCACAAGUCGCCAGACCAGUCACAGUCCACUGUGACCAUUUGAUUCAAGCUCAAGUUGGUGGAGAGAAGGAUUUGAAGAGAGCCAUUGAUCUCAACAAAGAAGUUUACGACUUUUUGGCUACCGCUACUGCCAAGUACAACAUGGGUUUCUGGAAGCCCGGUUCCGGUAUCAUUCACCAAAUCGUUCUAGAAAACUACGCUUUUCCAGGUGCUUUGAUCAUUGGUACCGACUCUCACACUCCAAACGCGGGUGGUUUGGGUCAAUUGGCCAUUGGUGUCGGUGGUGCAGAUGCCGUCGAUGUCAUGUCCAACCUUCCUUGGGAAUUGAAGGCCCCAAAGAUUCUUGGUGUCAAAUUGACCGGUAAGAUGAACGGCUGGACCUCUCCCAAGGAUAUCAUUCUAAAAUUGGCUGGUAUCACUACCGUCAAGGGUGGUACUGGUAAGAUUGUCGAGUACUUCGGUGAGGGUGUCAACACCUUCUCUGCUACCGGUAUGGGUACCAUCUGUAAUAUGGGUGCUGAAAUCGGUGCAACCACUUCCGUUUUUCCCUUCAAUGAAUCUAUGGUUGAAUUCUUGAAGGCGACCAAGCGUGGUGAAAUUGCUGACUUUGCUAAGCUAUACCACAAUGAUCUAUUGUCCGCAGACAAGGGUGCCGAAUACGAUGAAUUGAUCGAGAUCGAUUUGAACACUUUGGAACCUUACAUCAACGGUCCUUUCACUCCAGAUUUGGCCACCCCGAUUUCGAAGAUGAAGGAUGUUGCUGUCAAGAACAACUGGCCACUGGAUGUCAAGGUCGGUUUGAUCGGUUCUUGUACGAACUCUUCUUAUGAGGACAUGUCGCGUGCUGCAUCCAUUGUUGAAAAUGCUGCUGCUCAUGGCUUGAAAUCUAAGACCAUCUUCACUGUGACUCCAGGUUCUGAACAAAUUAGAGCUACUAUUGCACGUGAUGGUCAGUUGGACACUUUCAAGCAAUUUGGUGGUAUCGUUUUGGCUAACGCUUGCGGUCCAUGCAUUGGUCAAUGGGACCGUCAGGACAUCAAGAAGGGUGACAAAAACACCAUUGUCUCUUCCUACAACAGAAACUUCACCUCCAGAAACGACGGUAACCCAGAGACUCAUUCUUUCGUCGCUUCCCCAGAGAUUGUUACUGCGUUCGCGAUUGCUGGUGACUUGAGAUUCAACCCAUUGACCGACAAAUUGAAGGACAAGGACGGCAAUGAGUUUCUAUUGGAACCCCCAACCGGUGUCGGUCUUCCUGUCAAGGGAUACGACCCAGGUAGCAACACUUACCAGGCCCCACCUGCUGAUCGUUCCUCCGUCUCGGUCAAGGUGUCUCCAACCUCGGACCGUUUGCAAUUGUUGAAACCUUUCAAACCUUGGGAUGGUAAGGACCCUAAGGACAUGCCAAUUUUGAUCAAGUCUUUGGGUAAGACCACCACGGACCAUAUCUCUAUGGCUGGUCCAUGGUUGAAAUACCGUGGUCACCUUGAAAACAUCUCCAACAACUACAUGAUUGGCGCUAUCAACGCAGAAAACAAAAAGGCCAACAGCGUCAAAAACCACUACACGGGUGAGUACGCUGGCGUGCCAGAGACCGCUAGAGCCUACAGAGACAAGGGUAUCAAAUGGGUUGUUAUUGGUGGCGAAAACUUCGGUGAAGGUUCUUCUCGUGAACAUGCCGCUUUGGAACCUAGAUUCUUGGGUGGUUUUGCUAUCAUCACCAAGUCCUUUGCUCGUAUCCAUGAAACCAACUUGAAGAAGCAGGGUCUUCUACCUUUGAACUUUGCUAACCCAGAGGCUUACGACAAAAUCAACCCAGACGACACUGUUGACAUUCUAGGACUAGACGGACUAGCUCCAGGAAAGAACGUGACUCUAAGAGUGCACCCCAAGUCCGGAGAGGCCUGGGAGACGCCUUUGACUCACACUUUCAACAAGGAACAGAUCGAGUGGUUCAAGGCUGGCUCUGCUUUGAACAAAUUGGCCCAGGGUAAGAAAUAA